Molecule: messenger RNA, 1124 nt
Organism: Camelina sativa (false flax)
Lineage: Eukaryota; Viridiplantae; Streptophyta; Magnoliopsida; Brassicales; Brassicaceae
Source: RefSeq, a predicted model, not a curated record
AACAUGCUGGAAACAAUUAGGAGGCAGGCUAUGAUGCGUAUUUCUCGCAGAUAUAAGAAAGCAAUUGGGUGCAUAUUUCCUUUCCCUAAGAAGAUUGCAGAUUUAGUGGAAGUAAAUAGAGAAGAGAGCCGAGAUUGUUAUGUUCUUACAAGUUCAGAUAACUUGUUUGAAGUGCUUCUACACGGUUGUGGCUAUGAGGUUAGUCUUCGGCUGCGUCAUUGUGUUUGUAGGGGAUGGGACCUAACUGACAUUCCUUGCUCACACGAAAUCAAAGUUAUCAACGAAAACCACCAAAAACCAGAAAACCAUGUCGAUCAUUAUUACAAGACUGAAGUUUGGAUAGAAAACUUUAGGAACAAACAUCAAACCAGUUAAUGGAGAAAAAUUUUGGGAAACAACUGGUAAACCACCAAUUGGAGUUCCAGGUUUUAGAAAAAUGCCACGAAGACCUAAGAAAAACAGGAUAAAGGCAGCACAUGAGUGUCCUUCCAAUCCAAAAAGAGUGACUAGAGAUGGCAGGAUAGUAACAUGUGGUAAUUGUAAGAAGGUAGGACAUAAUCACACCAAUUGCAAAAAUGAAGCUUUUGUUAAACAAGGUCCAUCACGCAAACGUGGAAGGCCUCGUAAGAUACUUGAUGAUGGAGACAUCAACCCAUAUCGACCAAGAAAGCGCAUUACUAGUCAAUCACAACCUUCCAUUCCACCACCUACGCCUAAUCAAUCUCAAUCUUCCGUUGUAUCGGUUUCAUGUACUGCUCCUCCACCUUUUGUUGCAAUGUCGCCAUCUAGUGUAUCUUCUGGACGUGGUCGUGGCCGUCGUGGAUGCCCUCCUGGACGUGGUCGUGGCCGUCGUGGACGCCCUCCUGGAAGAGGACAAGCUCGUAAGAAGGUGACAGUGCCAAGAGGUCAAGGCGUGUAUAUGUGUCCUUUUAGUGAUCGUGUAUUUGAAUGUUGGGGACCUAAGUCAAAAGAGAUAGGAGGUGGCUCUCAACCCAAGUAGUGUUUUAUUAUUUUGUUCUUAAACGUAGUAUCAAUGAUUUUGUUGUGAUGGUUUCUAAACUCCCCAAAUAUUGUUUUUGUUUGAUUUUCAAUUUCAAACUCAUAUUAUUUUUUAUUAUAAAUGA